AUGAGCGCGCAACCCAUCGACCCGCGUCUGGAGGCCAGUGACGCCGUCCAGGCAGCGUACCAAGCACAAGCACAAGCACAAGCCCAGGCAGCUCAAGCACAAGUGGCUCAAGCACCAACGCGGCAUCAACCUGCUCCGUAUCCCGCGCCGGCGCUGACGCGCUCCGACUCUCAGAUCAAGCUGUACAGGGACGCCGCGCAGACUGCCCAGCAGGCCCAGGACGUCUCGCAGCCCUACUAUGGAUAUGCCGCCGCCCUGCCGACCGGCCAGUCGCCCAGCGACGAGGAUGCCGACCGACGAGGAAGCGCUGCCGGCCCCGACAUGCUUGACAUGAGCCCUGGCGGUGCUGCUAUGCUCGCUGCCGAUGCCAAACGCUCGAGAGCUUGCGAAGCCUGUCGUGGUCUGAAGGUGCGCUGCGACAUGGACAACAGCGGCCAGCCGUGCAAGCGCUGCGCCAAAGCUGGUCGUCAGUGCAUUGUCACGCAGCCCAGCCGCCGUCGCCAGAAGAAGGCCGACACACGUGUUGCCGAGCUCGAGAAGAAGAUUGACGCCCUUACCCAGGUUCUCCACCAACAGCAGCAGCACUCUCACAUUCCCUUCCAAUCGCCCAUCCAGCCUGACGCCUACCCUCAGCCCACAUUCGACACCAUCAAGCACGAGGCACCUCUUGCCGACAUUGACUAUGAAGCCGACGACCGUCGCAAGCGCAGACGCCUCGAUGAUCCGUCCAAACCGCUGUAUCAGACCAUCUACAACGACUAUGGCGACUACGUCAAGCAACGCAUUCGUCAGAUCAUUGACUGGAACUCGGCCUGCACAAUCUUCGCCCACUUCAAGGACCGCUUGAUCCCCGAGUUCCCCGCCAUCGUGUUGCCGGCCGAUGCCACUCCCGAGUGGACGCUGGACAACAAGCCUAUUCUGUUCUUGUCCAUUGCUGCCGCUGCAUGCUUCAGGUUUGUCGAAACUGAAACCCAGGACGCUUUGACAGAAGAGGUUUUCGACGUGCUUGCUACAGCCGUCAUCCGCAAAGGCCUGAAGAGUCUUGAGAUCAUUCAGGCUUUGCAAGUCGCGUUCCUUUGGCAUAAGCCUCCGGAUCGUGCUGCCCAGGCCAACUUCUACAUGCUCAUCCACAUGGCUGUCGUCAUGUCCCUCGAUGUUGGUCUUGGAAAGCGCUUCAACCCGAACAAGGUCAAGCGUGGCUUUGGCGGUGUUGGUGCCGACCUGCCUCCUGGUCCCGGCAGUCAACUCGUCGACUCGGACGCCAUUGAUGCGCGAAGAGCAUGGCUAGCGUGCUACUACACCUCGGCGAGCGUCUCGCAGGUCUUGCGCCGCCCUAAUCUAUUGCGCUGGUCAAACUACAUGCAGGAAUGUGUCGACAUCCUAGAAAAUUCACCCGACGCUGCUCCUACGGAUGCUCUGUUCGCUCAGCACAUCAAAAUCCAGCGUAUUUGCGACGAGAUCUCGGUCUCGUUUGCCAUGGAGGACCCCACCGCCUCGAUUUCUAUUCUGGACCCAAAGGUCGCUUAUACUCUGGAAGUACUGCAAGAGAAACUCGACAAGUGGGAGCAGGAGCUGCCAUCUCACCUGAAGCUCCCUGCCCUGAUGUAUUAUAAACACGUCACGUCUCUAUAUCUGCAUGAGAUCGGUCUUCAUGUCAACCACAACACAGACGACUUCAAGNAGGGAAGCCUCAGGUCCGGCAGUCACUUUUCCGAAACGCUCAGCCAGAAGCAGAUGGCUUCGAUCGAGGCCUGUCUCACGGCAUGUCACAACAUCAUUGAGACCUUCUGUGACUUUGGUCCCGAGACCGUGUCCACCCUCCCUGCCCUCCUAUACUUUGUGCGUAUUGUGUAUGCUCUCGUGGUCUUGAUCAAGAUGCAUGUCGCGGCCACGUUCCCUGGGUCCGAGCUAGGCAAGGUCAUCAAACCCGAGGAUAUCAAGGCCCCUGAAUUUCUGGAUCGUGUCUAUCAAUGCUUCGUCGCCUUGGCGCAAGGUAGCUCCCAGAAAGCUUUCUCAAAGGCUCACCAGAUUCUCAGUCUCCUGCGUGAGUGGAUCACCUCUCAUCCCAACGGGGUUGAAAGCUCAAAGGAACUCAAUGCUCGCGGCGCCCAAUCUCAGCGCCUCUCCUCACGCGAUAAUGACAGUCUUCGGGUCCUGAGUGAGGCUGCUACUGCAGGUGCUGAGCAAACACAACAGCGAUCCAAUUGGGGCUUCGAUUCUCCCUACGCACCGGCGUCACAAUACCCAUCUCACGAAGCACCCAAUCAGCCCUCUCGCUCUCAAAGUGAUGCUUACAGCAAUGCAGCAAACUACGCCUCUACUGUCAUGUCUACGCCAGGCUCCACAAACCACCAAGCCAUGUCUGCUAACGAUGCCUCUGCCCCUGCCUAUGCUAGCAUGCUUGACCCCAGUUUUGCUAAGCAGUUCGGUGGUGCUGAUUGGACUCAGGGGUUGGAUUUCGAACAAGCUAUCGACGUGGCAUUGUCGGGCCUAGACUUCUCGGGCGACAUGUACACGAGUUUCUUUGGCGACGGCGCCGACGCUUUCCAGCUUCCUCCCGAUGCUGCUGCCGCCAGUGGCAGAUGGUAA
Aureobasidium uvarum is the source of this 2589-nucleotide messenger RNA. The record is from the annotation of a GenBank genome assembly. NCBI's taxonomy places the organism in Eukaryota, Fungi, Ascomycota, Dothideomycetes, Dothideales, Saccotheciaceae.